UUCAAACCCUUGUCAUGCUGCAUCCAUCUUCCUUCAACUUAGACCUUCUUGUUGUUGCUUCACGCGUCCUCAUCUGCUAAUUUCCAUUUCUUUCCAUUUCUGCCAUUAUAUUCUGCAUCACAGUCCCACUUGGCGCUACUAGCAUUGGCAACCUGUACCUCGGCAUCCGUUCUGCUUGCGCGUCAUCGUCAUCUGCAUCGUCAUCUGUUCUCAUUCCCUCACUUCGUAUUCCAUGUGUUGACCACCAACCAACAUCCACCUGUCGGUCGGCCAGCAUUGAUGGUCUGGAAUCAUUCUGGAUUUGUCCCAUCGUUGAGAUGCAGUACGUACGCAGCUUAGGGAGCGGAGUCUCCAAAACCUGGAACUCGAUCAAUCCCGCAACUCUGUCCGGUGCCAUUGAUGUGAUCGUGGUCGAGCAAGAAGAUGGAACUUUAGCUUGCUCCCCAUUCCAUGUCAGAUUUGGAAAGUUUUCAUUGCUGCGACCCUCCGAAAAGAAGGUCGAGUUCAAGGUCAAUGGCAACAAGCAACCCUAUGCCAUGAAACUUGGUGACGGUGGUGAAGCCUUUUUUGUCUUUGAGACUUCCAACGACAUCCCUGAGGCCCUGCAAACCUCCCCGCUUGUCUCCCCAGCCAGCAGCCCCCCUGUGGCUGCUUCCGACCGUCCACCUUCACCGGGCCUUCUCGAACCGUCGUAUCUCGAUAUCACCGAAGCUGAGAAAGUCGCCUCCGCCCCAGACUUGCUCUCGCCAAAUCGUUCAAUCCUAACAAUCCGCCGUGAAGGUACCAAUCUAAGUGACCAGGCCGUCUAUGGCGCCAUACCACCUUCGACAACAGAUCUUGCCCCGGAGUCUUUAACUGAGCCGUCCCUCACUCAUCCGCCGCUCGAUCGCUCUGCUUCGGAGGAAGUCCUUCCUGUGGCAGCGAGAGAGCAUCUCGAUCUAGUGAGCGGGGCUUUCCGCUAUAAUGGCAUGCUGGUCUCACCCCAGAAGAAUGCUGACGGUACUUAUACCGCCAGGUCCGGGUCAAGUCCCCCGGCCCUGCAGCCCAGAGAAGCAUACGAUCGAGCGGUAACCCUGUCAAAGAAGCUAUCUUCUUCCAAUAUCCGAUCCAAAGUCACCGAGUCUGGUGAUCUCAUGCUGGAUAUGACGGGUUAUAAGACAAGCGAGGAUGACGCCCUAAGAGCCGAGGCUGUCGCUCGCAAACUCCUAUCCGAGGAGCUAGAGGGCAACUACGACAUUGGUUCACUAAUUGGGACCGAUGAAAAGGGCAAUCUUUGGAUAUACAGCAGUGAAGAAGCCCGCGAGGCUGCGAGCCAGAAAGCCACCGGCCAGAGCCUCGACCCACCUGGUUCCAUGGUGACUAGUGAUACGGCCUCGGAUCCUGGGUACCAUAGCGACAGCGAUCGGAGCCCAUCUCCUGUCUUGACGGCGAAACCUCCGCCCCAUGCCCACCAGCGUGCCCAAUCCGAGGACAUUGAGCCACAACCACGUAGCUCGGGCGAUCUGAACCGCAAUUUCGCUAAAACCUUGCGUCUAACCAGUGACCAGUUGAAAGCGCUUGACCUAAAGCGAGGCGAGAACACAAUGUCAUUUACUGUCAACCGAGCCACCUGCACAGCGUACAUGUAUUACUGGAGCUCAGAUGUUCCCAUCGUCAUCUCUGACAUUGACGGCACCAUCACCAAAUCCGAUGCUCUUGGACACAUCUUGAACAUGGUGGGCAGAGAUUGGACCCAUGUUGGUGUUGCCAAGCUGUAUUCUGACAUUGUAGCCAAUGGGUUCAACAUCCUCUACCUAACCAGCCGCUCCGUCGGUCAAGCAGAUACUACCCGAGCAUAUUUGAAUGGCGUGGUCCAGGAUGGCUGGAAGUUGCCGCGCGGACCUGUAAUCAUGAGUCCAGAUCGCACGAUCGCCGCGCUGCGUCGAGAGAUUUAUCUCCGCAAGCCCGAGGUGUUCAAGAUGGCAUGCCUCCGCGACAUAUACAGCCUGUUUCCUGGAAAGUCGAGCCCUUUUUAUGCAGGCUUCGGAAAUCGACUCACCGAUGCCCUGAGCUAUCGCACUGUUCAAAUACCUUCGACACGCAUCUUCACCAUCAACACGAAUGCCGAAGUCUCCCUCGAUUUGUUGACCUUGAACAAGUAUCGGAGCAGCUACGUCACCAUGCGUGAAGUUGUGGACCAUUUCUUCCCACCAGUUUCCACUCUAGUUAGAGAAGGAGGGGAAAAGUAUACGGAUUUCACAUAUUGGCGCGAUGAUCCGGCAAACCUAGAAAACUUUGUCCCCACAGAUUCAGAAGAGGAGACAGACGAUGAGGAAGAGGAGGACGAAGAAGAAGCGGAAGUCGAGUCACUAAACGCGAUGGGCGACAGCUAUUUCUCCAGAGACAGCGUGGAUGAAUCCGCCCUAGGAGAGUCAAUUCGUGAAUCUAUCGAGGUUGACGAUCUUGCUGAGAACCUUGAGCAAUCAAAAUGGAACGAGCUAGGCGAAGAAAAGCCACUCGCAGAAGAGGACACCACGGAUGAUCAUCUGGCCCACAGCAGCAUUCGAACAAGGACCAAGUCCGAGUCACAAACACCUGUCCCCACUACUCGGACUUUGCACAGCCGCAGUGUUGGCUCCAAGCGAUAGGAUUCGCGGAGUGUCAUUAUGGGGCAACGCGGCAUGUAGGUGUAUCACCAUUUUCACUCAUUGUUCACUCAACCACAUCACGAACCUCAACUUCACUGCAUAGCUAGCCACUUGCAGACGACUUUGGACGAGAGCCUGAAGGGCAGGAGAAGCAUGACGGAUUUGAGGAACUGUAAAUUAGCAUUUUUGUGGAGUCCGGUGUGUACAUCAGUCGACCAACGGUGUUGCUUCAUGAAACUCGAAAAUCACCUUUUCUUUCCAAGGUUUUCUCUUGAUGAGGACUUUCAACAAGUGGAUCAUGUCCGUACUCAAACAAAUAGUACUAUCUUCCACAUCUUCA
Molecule: messenger RNA, 2967 nt
Organism: Exophiala mesophila
Lineage: Eukaryota; Fungi; Ascomycota; Eurotiomycetes; Chaetothyriales; Herpotrichiellaceae
Exons: 1
Coding region: 318-2627 (769 amino acids)
Biological process (GO): fatty acid catabolic process; triglyceride biosynthetic process
Cellular component (GO): nucleus
Molecular function (GO): phosphatidate phosphatase activity
Source: RefSeq, a predicted model, not a curated record